Molecule: messenger RNA, 279 nt
Organism: Racocetra persica
Lineage: Eukaryota; Fungi; Glomeromycota; Glomeromycetes; Diversisporales; Gigasporaceae
Source: the annotation of a GenBank genome assembly
AUGUCCUUUUUAAUGUCGCCUACAUCACAGUCGUAAGUCCCGAAGAUUUCGUUCAAGUAGGCGAUGCUAGUCAAGUCGUUGCUAUAUUUUUUGGCAAUGUCUUGUUUGGAGAAACCGGAAAAAAACUUAUCUCAAUACUUAUUGUAAUUUCCUCUUGUGGUGCUGCCUCCGAGAUGAUUUCUAGAGGUCCCGAUAUUAUAGUCCAUGCUGUUAGAAAUUACAAACUUGGACCUAAACUUGGCCAACCCACAAUUGCAUUAUCAAUCCAAUUUUUAUAUU